GCUCAACGCCUUCUAUCAAACAUUUCGCGAAUCCGAGCAAUAUACAAUGACAUCUUCUUUCAUUCAAUACGGCGGGCUGUAUGGGAGCGAGUAUGGCGAGGAAUUCGAGCGCAUAUUUGAUCCGCGAAACAGUCCUACUCACCGCCGGAUUCCUGCCGACCAACUCAUUGUCUACAAUUCCACCAAAAGGGUCCAACAGCUUCGGGAGAUGAAUCCUCUCACAAAUCAGAUAAGCAUAGAUAGGCACACCGUUGUCGUGUCCAUUGACGGAGCUUGUCGCGGCAACGGAACAUCCUUGGCUCGGGCCGCCUGGGGUGUUUACUUCGGACCUCAAUCUACGUACAAUUCAAAUGGAACCUUAAACCCUACUUUUCCGCAAACGAGUACCCGAGCCGAAAUCGAAGCUCUAUCGCAAGCGUUAGAAAUCAUCUAUAAAGAUAUUUCCAAAGACUUUUCACUGCAGCGCUAUCAUAUUAUAACAGACUCGUCGUAUCUUGUCCAGACAUUUUCAGAGCGGAUCCAGACUUGGAUAAAAAAUGGUGGAAAAAAUUCAAAGGGGAAAAAGGCGGCUCAUUUUGACAUCUUGAAGAAGAUUAAUGACCGCUUUAAUGAUAUGACAUAUGGAGACAACGGGGGCAUGGAGUUCAAGUUCUGGCAGGUCCCACGAGAGGAGAACAAGGAAGCUGAUGUGCUCGCAAAUGAGGCUCUUGAUAAAGAAUUUGGAGCCGAUGAAAUGGCCGAAAACGCGAAGCCCCGAGUUCUCUCAAUCUCCCUUAAUCAUCAAUCUUUUUUCGAUUCGAUGUACGGCUCGCUGCUCACCAAAAUACGAACCGGCUCAGUAUUCCAGCGCGUGGAGGAUGGAGAAUCUGCCAAACGUGUGCUCUUGGAAGGUCCACCACCACACGCUAUUCUUAUUACCGACGAAGCUCUUACCUUAAGGGAAAAUGCACCUGUUUGGGAGGCAGUAUUGAAGUAUAUAAAACAAGGUGGCACAGCCGUGGUUAUGGGCAAUUUUUCAUCUUUCGUCGAACCAUUAAGCAUCAAACCUUUCUUUGCUAAAGCGGGCUUGGAAUGGGAACAAGGCUCAUACCAUCGGACGACGCUUGUUCUAAAUCCUCAAGCAGUUGGGAUUCACUUGGCUUCGAAACUUCUCCCGGAGUACAGCCAAAAGGCCGUAUUCCUCAAAAAUGCAAAGACUUCGGAUGCUUGGUAUGUGACAAAUGAAAAUGCCGUUACUGAGUCUUUGGCUUUUCAAGCAAAAGAUGCACACGUCACUGGCGAAAGCCCCGUUUUAUUGGCUUCUGUUGGAAAAGGAAAACUUGGAUAUAUUGGCGACGUGAAUGGCGAGGAAGGAUCUGAAGCUGUUGUUAUUGCUAUGUGUGGUUUAUAAACGAAAGACUACUGUAAUACCUUUUUGAGAUUACAUACAGGUUAGUAACUGUACGAGGAUGAAUAAGAAUCGGCUCUUUGUCCCUUGUUAUGCUAUUUUAGGGAGGUACAUUGAGGUACAUAAUUAGUGCUGCCUGCUGGCCUCUUAUGGUCUAAGCUGCCCCUCCUAAAAUAAUUAACCAAAAGGUUUAGGGACACUAAUUCCGCCUUCUACUGUACUAGGAUUAGGGGUGGAUGCGCAAUAUUAUAAUAUUAUAACGUCCAGAAAUGGACAUUAUUAUUUUAUUAGAGUAUAACAGAACGUGAUAAUACUAAUACAGUACCUAACGCAGGACUUCCGUGGUAUAUGUCCGCAGUCGCGCACAGCCACAUAUAGGCCUAAAAUUGGCGUCUAUUAUUAUUCUUACUUCACAAAAAAGGGACACUCAUUUCGCCUUUGACAGUAUAGGUUCGCAACACUCAUUUCGCCUUUUAAUAUACAUAAUUCCGC
Molecule: messenger RNA, 1879 nt
Organism: Trichoderma asperellum CBS 433.97
Lineage: Eukaryota; Fungi; Ascomycota; Sordariomycetes; Hypocreales; Hypocreaceae
Source: RefSeq, a predicted model, not a curated record